AUGUCCACUGCGGACGCGGCGUUUGGCCCCCUCCCUCCCGCCUGGCUCUCCCGCUGCCGCCCUUUUCCCAUCACACCGCCGCUCAUCAUGCGCGAAAAGGACUCGUCGCCCCGCAAGAUGCUGGUCGCCCAGAGCGGCCACUCGUCACCCAAGCAGGCCGCGGUCUACCCGCUGUCGGUGAGGGUGCCGCCCCACGAAGGGGCACCUUUCGACCUGAGCAGGAACACGAGCAGGGCGUCGCCGGGGCCGCACAUGAGCCCUGCAGGGAGGCCGCAGGAGCAGCACGGCGAGGAGCAGCCGUUGGACUUGAGGGUGGAGCACAAGAAGCUGAGUCUGAUUAUAAUGAGGCGACAGAUCGAAGACGAGAACCGCAACAUUAUCUCACCCACACCAAGCACCUCCAGCGAAAAAGAGGAAGUGAUAGUCGAGGACCGAUCAUCCCCUCCCACGCCCAACAACAUUCCCAAACCACCGUUCUCCCCACAACUACCCGCCUACCCUGGAAUGCUAUUUCCACCCCAACCCAUCCAUCCCAUGAUGCUGGACGCCAUAUACCGAGUGCAAGGUGGCGACAAAGUACCUAGACUACCUUUACCCUACCCACCUUCACCUGGAUACCCUCAACGGUACCCGUUCUUAAGUCCAAACAUGCUCAGCCCACCUGUAAAUAAUGUUCCUUUCGAUAUGCUGAGGAAUGCACCCAGUGCACCUCCUACACCCAAAGUAUUCGACCCUGCAAGUGGUAAAGCGAAGGAUAGAUACGCUUGCAAGUUCUGUGGUAAAGUGUUCCCACGUAGCGCAAAUCUUACGAGGCAUUUGCGAACUCACACUGGAGAGCAGCCUUACAAAUGUAGAUAUUGUGAAAGAAGCUUUAGCAUAUCCAGCAAUCUCCAAAGACACGUGAGAAAUAUUCACAAUAAAGAGAAACCCUUCAAGUGUCCGUUGUGUGAAAGGUGUUUUGGACAACAAACUAACUUGGAUCGUCACUUGAAAAAGCACGAGGCUGACGGACCAACAAUUUUAGAUGAAAGAAAUCUCCAAAGAAGAAACUUGGGUAGGAACUUGAGCGAAGAAUCGUACUUCGAAGAAAUCCGUUCGUUUAUGGGAAAAGUUACUGACGGAAGGCUUCUCCAACACCUGAAACCCGGAAGCAACCUACCAAACUUCCCACUUUCUCUACCUUCAAAACUGUUCGACACCGGCAAACUGCAAGACAUGGAGAAACCAUCGACUCCAAGUGAAGAAACGAAGAGAGACUCCUCGUAUUUUUCGGAUAAGGAUAACUACUCUUCGAGGUCAUCGACGAGCUCGGAAACGUCACACAAAGACGAAGACAUCACGAUGAAGAGCGAGGAGAACAGCAAGAAGCAAGAAGAGGAAGACAGCAACAACAACAGCACAAACCCAAGUGGUAACACAUGAUU
This is a messenger RNA of Sitophilus oryzae (rice weevil), 1424 nucleotides long. RefSeq names its product histone-lysine N-methyltransferase PRDM16-like. Gene Ontology annotation, biological process: regulation of transcription by RNA polymerase II. Lineage: Eukaryota; Metazoa; Arthropoda; Insecta; Coleoptera; Curculionidae. The transcript has 2 exons. Gene Ontology annotation, cellular component: nucleus. Bases 1 to 1422 code for a protein of 473 amino acids. The record is from RefSeq and is a predicted model, not a curated record. Gene Ontology annotation, molecular function: RNA polymerase II cis-regulatory region sequence-specific DNA binding; DNA-binding transcription activator activity, RNA polymerase II-specific.